AUCUACCUUAUCCAAGCACCUUAUAAAAGCAAAAACGGCAAUUUGCACUUGUUCUACAGUUAUUUCUACUUUCUUUUCUUGUUUUUCGUUUUCUUGAAUGUUCUGUCUUGCUGCGGUGUUAUUACCACGGUGCUGUCUCACACCAAUAGCAAAGCGCACAAAGCACACGCGUCAUGUGUUUACGGUGCGCGAGCGCAUCAGCUGAUCGAGCGCGCUGUGACCUGAACGCAGUUCCGCAAUUGGUUUCAGCAGUUGUAAUUUUGACGGUGCCACCCUUGUCGCUCAGCUGGAGUGUCGCGCCAGACAACGUAUCGUGCCGAUAACUGACUACGCUUAAUCCACGCAUGAGAGAAAGCGAGAAACGAGAACGGCGAAUUCUCCUUCAGAGACUUUAUUGGUCCGGAGGGUGGUCGCAUUGUUCCGUGAGUGUAAACUCGCGCGACGGAUAGGUGCAGCAGAAUCGUGUUCCGUGAAGCAGAGACGGUGUGAGGCAGCAGGGGCAACACGACAGGAAUUCGUGUGCUCCGUCUGUCUCAACUUUCUGUACGACGCGGACGGUGCGUGCGUCCGGGACAUACAACGCGUUUCUCUGUGCGGUACAUUUCGCUGCUAAGACAUGCCCGUGGGCGAUGAGGACGUGCUCGCAACCGCGACCAGACGAUGGUGAUGCUCGUCGAUGCGGUGCCGUUCUCGUUCUCGAUCUCGACCUCGACCUCGACGUAAAGAAGGCACAUGAGGGGUGAGUCACGGGCAAUCGAAGCCAGCAAGAUGUCUUGGAUGUCGGGGUUCACAUGGUCGGAGAGUAUCAAGAAGAGGGCCAGCAGGUAUCUAUUGCAACGUUACCUCGGCCAGUUUCUGGAGGAAAAGCUGACGCUGGAUCAGCUGAACAUCGAUCUGUACAAUGGCAGAGGUCGUGUCACCAACGUCAGCCUUGACGUGCAGGCGCUCAACGAAUUGGGAGAGCAACAACAACUCCCGUUGGAAUUCGUCGAUGGUUUCAUAACGGAAGUGUCCAUCAGCAUACCAUGGGCGGCGUUACUUAGGGAAGCGAGUUACGUGGAGGUGAAGAGUCUAAGGCUCACGGUGCAGCCACGACAGAGAACCGAUACGGGCACAUCGAUGUUCGAGUCUAUGUGGAGUUCCAUGACGUCGAGUAUGCAACUAGCGCAGGAGUGUCUGCAACAGGACACAGCCAACAUGGCGAACGCUCAGCCACUGGAGUCUGUGGAGAAAUUUGCGCAGACGAUAGAUUCGAUUUUGUCCAAAGUGAAAGUGAGGUUCAUAGACACUGUGAUACGCCUGGAGCACGUUCCUUUGGAUUCGUCCACGGGGGUGGCGAUGGAAAUGUGUAUACAGAAUCUCGAAUACUCGGACGAGGCUGGAUUGGACCCUAACAGCACAUCCUUAGAUUGCAAGGAGUCUACGAAAACUUACAUCAUUUCGGCAUUCACUACCAAGCGGUUUUACCUAGAGGGAGUGACCUUCAACACCGACGAGUUUCCCUCUCAUGCGAGAACAUUUUCUAAGAGUAUGGUGGAAAGCACAAGCUCCACGCCCGAUUCUAAAAACUCGGACAGUCUGUUUUCUUCCGCGCUAAUGUCUCCUACGCAGAACGCGCCGCACACUCCACCGGAAGGAAAUACCGCUAAUAAUGUGAGCGAAUCGAAUCCUAUCAUGUUUGCCAAACUGGCGGGUAGACAAGAAGUGAGAUUAAAGAUAAAGCAAGAGGAAGGAAUGUCGGGACCAAAGGUGGAAUUGGAAAUUACCUUGGGAUCUCUCACUCUAUUCCUGAGUCCUAGGCAGCUGCAUGUCUUGCUGGAAUUGGCGCAUGGCCUAGCGUCCCCGGAUCUAGAAGACGUCAGCAACGUCGUGCCGAGGACAUACAUGGAGAAACCUAUGGCCGGCAGCGACUUUAGUCGCAUAGAACGCGAACUCAUCCAUCAAACUUAUCCUGCACCGGACUUGCGGACCACGGAUCUGCGAUAUACUCAAGGAUGGUCCACGGACCCCGUGGACGAGUCCGACAACGAAGACGAAUUCUUACCGAUGCAAUUACCGGGAUCUUCGUCAAUGAGCGGCUCGAUGAUGAGCAACAACGUUAGUAUGGAGGGCAGCAUAUCCACCAGCAGCAUCAGCUCGAAGAGCUCAACGACGAAUCUAUCCAAGCAUAAUAAGCACAGGUACAACGUAGACAACGACACUUCCGCGGAGACGUCCCAGUUCCACAUGAGAAUGUCUUCGAUCGCUCUGGUUCUUUUGCACGAGGAUAUAUUGACACCAUGCGUGGAGGGACGGUUCACGGUCGGUCUCACAUCCAGUAGCAUCAAACAAAUGAGGAGUAUCGCGAAGGAAUUCUUCAAGCAAUUGGGAAUGUUCGCGACAGGUGGCUACGGAAGUAAAGAUUUCGAUAAAGUGUCGAGAUUGCUCGUGGAUGCUUGUCGACUCAGUCAUAUUAGAUUAUUGGCCGCACCGCUAAUUAUCGAGGGGAAUGAGAAGACCACCAGUCAGUUCUCCACGAUAUCGGGAAAUUUGACUCUAGCUAGUUUAGAAGUUGUGGAGUGUCUGGUCGAUUCCACCAAUCCUGGUUCGUACGGGACGCCAACGAUGGAAUUCGUCGAACUGCUCGGAUUUUCGAAAGAGAGCGUAACCGAACUCGGCUUUUCCAACAAGACCGACUUUAGAAUGAGGUUUAAAUACACGGAAAAGGCUGUUCGGCAUGCCCAUUCGACGCGAUUUGCACACCCACGCACAGAGAUCGACAUUCAAUUGGAACCAUGCAGCAGCGAAGUAGACAUCACGAUUAUAGAUAGGAUAUCCGCUGUACUCAAUCCACAGCCGAUAUGCACCGGCAAUCCUGCAGUGAAUACCAGAGAUAAUCAGCAAACGUCAUUCGAUCAGGCUGUAGACAACACAACACUGCCAGAUUCCAGGGUGGACGUGAAGGUUUCCGCUUCGUCGUGCACGAUCAGACUGAGGUUUCCUGUGCCAGAUCUAAGACCGCUGCACGAUAUGAAUCGCGCGCCAUGGUGGAAAAGAUCCGUCAGGCCCGACUGCAUGGUGCUACAGAUGACAGACGCACAAAUUCGCUUCAGCACGGAGAGUCGGUCUCACUGUCUGGCGAGGUACGAAUUGCAGUGUCGCUGUUUGUCGCUUUUGUACGUAGAAACCGAAGGAGACGCACCGCUCGAGAUCGGCAGGGUCACGGCCGACGAAAAGAGCGAUGCUUCGUACCAGCAGGUCAGCGAGGGCUUCGGCUGGGCGAGAAUAGUGAUCACUAUGUAUCCGCGGCGUCUCGGCGCACAAUUGGAAGACAGCUCCGAGGGAGAGCCAGACUCGAGUUUGGACGAGAGCCUGGAGAAAACGCCGAAGCACGAGCCUUCCCCGUUCAGUUCUAAACGCGUCAUUCGCGAGUCCGACACGCCUCACUCGAGGUCUCACGAGCAGACUGAAAAGUACGAGCAAAGCGAAGGCGAAGAGCUGAUAAUACCCGGCAAUCGGCAAGAGAUGCUGGAAUUCAUAGAGGAAGGCACGCGUGGUUCCAGGCUGCAGCUGGACAUCAGUCUGCCCUGCGUUUCCGUCCAAAUACCAUCGAAACGUGUGUACGAGCUGCUGUACAACCGCUUCAACACUGACCUGUUUCUGUGGGAACCAUCGGCGCCGAAACCCAGAUGCAUGUCUCACAUGGAGAGUCACGUUGGCCUUGAUCUAGCGUCGACUCUCUUACCGGAGUCCGGCACGUUGCCCAGGUUCCGAAUGUGCAAGAGCGGCAUCCAGUGCUCCGACUCCGAAUCGGACGACGAGGAUGUGUUUCAUUCCACGGAGGAUUAUUACAAGAAUCGAAUGUCGAGGAAUCUGGUCGACGCGCAGAGCAAGGUGGCCGUAACUGUGAACAUCAGUCAGGGUCUGCUGGUAAUACGGACACCGGUGCGCGACUCCACGCGCAACGUCAUCCCGAUGCAACACGGCGAGGUGGUGAUUCGACUGGAGGACGCUACGAUAUUCUCCGUAACUGCGUUCCGUGGCGACGACGAUCUUGGCUAUAUGUGCGGCAUGGCAAGGAACAUGUGGCUAAACCACUGCGGCCUAGCGACCAGCUCGUCGCAGACACCGCCUCUGCGAUCAGCCUCGGCGAACAGCGUGAUACCGCAUUGCCAUGGCACUAUCUAUCGGAGUGAGUCAGGCUGCAACACGGGAGGCGGCUUAGCUAACGCCACGGAGACGGACAUGGUAACGUUGGCAGUGAGAAUACAGGCCGCGCAUCAGACACACCGCGUCAAGACCUUCCGCGUGGCGCUGGGCAUGAGAAACGCCACGCUCAGGCAUCGGAUGUGCUCCCACGCGACCGCUUGGUACACGCAGCUGAUCGAUUGUCUGGACGUGGCCGAUUAUCCUGUACCCGGCUACGCGCCGCCGGGCGUCCUCACGGAGCUGCAUCUGCAUCUGUGGGAUUGCGCGGUCGAUUAUCGGCCGCUUCACCUGCCGCUCAGAUCCGUACUGACGCUGGGUAACUUCAGCGUGUCGAGCAACAUUGCCGCGCAGACCAACACGUCGACAUUGCGCUUCAUCGCGGAGGAGGUCGCGCUCUUCGUGUCGGAUAAGGUGUCGGGCAAAUGCGUCGAUCUCAGGCGAGGCUACGUGUGCGUGAUGAAUCUCGGGCUCUUCGAGCUGUCGCUGCGGCUCAACGAGAAAAUGUGCGGCGGCGCGCCGCGGGUGGAUCUCCGCGCGAGCAACAACGUGCUGCACGUACGCACGUGCUCGGACUCAGGACGCGCUCUCAUGCAGCUGCUCAACUAUAUCGCUAGCGACGGCGAUCUGAUGCCGAACCCGGCAGCCACGGCCACGGCAGCCGAGAACAUGCCCGCGCCGCCGAGUCGCAGGUCGCCCGAGGAGAGCCUCGUGGAUGUGGAGAGUAUAAGCACUUUGAGCAGGAGCCAGGUGGAGCGAGUGUACAGUCUGAUGGAGGACGCGCUGGAGGAGACCGUGAAGGGAACGAUGACGCAGAACGUCGAUGGCAGAACACCGAUGACGGAGAAUCGAGUCGAGGUGUUUUUCUUCCCCGACGAAGCUUGUCCCACCACCGCCACCACCGUUGCUGCGGCCGUUGCUGCUGGCCCGCAUAGUCACGGAGUCACAGAGACGCGCGGCAGGAAGUGCAGCGCGCGAGAAUGCGGCGCCAAAACUACGACCGCCGUCGCGUGCGACGCCCUCGAGUCCGACGAUGUCGACGAGGAGUUCUGUAUUCUAGGGGAGGAGGCCGGUGUGGGAAUAAUACCGCGCUGCGGUGUGCCCGAGGUCCGUUGGCUGUGUCAGGAAUCGUUGAGGAUAGUGGACAACCAUUUCUACGUGCCGGCCGGCAAAGCGGAUCUGCUGCAGGCUCCGCCGAACUUCCCCGCGCCCGUAUUGAAGUACACUCUCUGCGAGAUGACGCUGAUAUGGCACAUGUACGGCGGCAAAGACUUCGAAGAGACGCAGACGCAGCCGCUACCACCGCCGCCGCCGCCGCCGCCGCCUUCAUCGUCGUCCUCGUCGUCAUCCUCGUCCUCGACCUCGUCGUCGUCGUCGUCGUCAUGCCAGAAGCACGUGACCAUCAACGAGAACGCGCGUUACAAUAUCACGCACGGAAGAAGCAGAUCCGCUGUAGGUGGCGUGAGCUUCAGCAAGUCCAGCGCGAACGAGGUGCACUUUGGCAGCGUGCCGAAUUCACCGUGCGCAACAAGAGGCAGGGAAUCAUUGGUCGACUGGCAAACGCUCGGCGGCCAGGGUCGACGGCACGACGUGCUGAUGGAGCUGCAGCUGAACAAGAUCCGUUUUCAGCACGAAGUCUAUCCGGAGAACACCGCGGAAGCGUCCAGGCAGGUUCUCUUGGUGAACGAGAUCGAAAUAAGGGACCGACUGGCGUCGUCGCGCAUCAACAAAUUCCUUUAUCAAUAUAGCAGUGAGGCGAGACCGAAGCAGUCGCAUGCCAAUAUGUUUACCAUGAAGGCGGUUCACGUAAGACCGGAUCCCAGAUUAAGCGCUCAAGAAUGUUGUUUGAAACUUAGCCUACUGCCACUGCGACUGAACAUAGACCAAGAUAGCCUACUGUUCUUAAUAGAAUUUUUUAACGAACUAGGCGGUGGUGGAUCGAAGCAGAGCCAAGAAAACACUAGCGCACCCAAUAAUAGCUCGCAAUCCACCCCCGUAUCGAAACAAGGAACACCCACGCAUCAUCCGCCCGUUAUGAGCGUGAAUGAUGAUGCGUCGAUGAACGACGCGAUGAUGAAUAUGUCGCAGAAUGAUAUUAUUGAUCAGAAUUUAUUGAUACUGCUGGAGGACGAGCUGACGAUCAAAGAGAACAAGAUGAAAGCCAAGACCGUCUACGAGGUCCACGACGACAGCCAGCCGAUAUACUUCAGAAGUGUGGUGUUCUCUCCGGAGGUUCUCGUGAAGCUGGAUUACCAGGGAAAGCGCGUAGAUCUUACUCACGGACCGUUCGCCGGCUUGCUGAUGGGUCUGGCGCAAUUGAACUGUUCUGAGCUAAGACUGAAGAGAUUGUCGCACAGAUACGGACUUUUGGGAUACGACAAACUGCUCGCUUACCUAGCUUCGGAGUGGUUGCAGGACAUAAAGAAGAAUCAACUACCGGGUUUGCUCAGCGGCGUAGGUCCGAUGUACUCGGUGGUACAGCUCUUUCAAGGGAUACGUGACCUGUUUUGGUUACCGAUCGAACAAUACCAAAAGGAUGGGAGAAUUGUGCGCGGCUUGCAGCGCGGUGCAAACAGCUUUACAACGUCCACUGCGAUGGCGGCGUUGGAGCUCACGUCUAGACUCGUUCAGGCGAUACAGAGUACGGCCGAGACCGCAUACGACAUGGUCAGCCCCGGUCCUAGCGUGAGAUACAAGAAUAAAGGACAGAAGGGUCGUCGGAAGAGGCACAACCAGCCAUUGGAUAUUCGAGAAGGAGUAGCUAACGCUUAUAUGCUGGUAAAAGAGGGUUUGGGCGAAACAGCGACGCAGCUGGUCCGUGUGGCAAGCGAGGAGCACGAGCAUAAAGGUGUAUCUGGCGCAGUCGGCGGAGUACUGCGGCAAAUUCCGCCGACGGUCGUGAAGCCAAUCAUUCUAGCCACGGAAGCGACCAGCAACGUACUUGGUGGCAUGCGAUCACAACUGGUACCCGAUGCGCGCCGCGAGGCAGUUCAGAAGUGGCGGCAAGACUCUGACGCUAGUUAAUCCUUCCGCUGUGCUAACUGACGGCAGAGCUUUAUCACGGAGACGCGAUCAGAAUUAACAUCAUAUUGACUAACGCAAUCAAGAUUAACAUUAUAUUGAUCUGUGCAAUUAGGACUGAA
Molecule: messenger RNA, 7328 nt
Organism: Harpegnathos saltator (Jerdon's jumping ant)
Lineage: Eukaryota; Metazoa; Arthropoda; Insecta; Hymenoptera; Formicidae
Gene: Atg2
Product: Autophagy-related 2
Exons: 17
Coding region: 733-7209 (2158 amino acids)
Biological process (GO): piecemeal microautophagy of the nucleus; autophagy of peroxisome; autophagy of mitochondrion
Cellular component (GO): phagophore; phagophore assembly site
Molecular function (GO): protein-membrane adaptor activity; phosphatidylinositol-3-phosphate binding
Source: RefSeq, a predicted model, not a curated record